UAAUGUAUUUCUAUCACAUCCCAAGUUAAAACAACCAUUUUGGCUACUUAGAUUUCUGUUGUUUUCCUUCGUAUCGAUGGAAUUGUUAUUCUAUCGUCUCAUACCGUCUAACUUAUUCACUAAUCGUGUUGUUUACUUUUACGACGUAUGUGUUAGUUCAAUUGUUUGACUCCCGCAAACCCACUCGUCUUCAGUUUUCGUACACAUGGUCGGCCGUGUUUAGCAGUCGUCUUUCGUGGUGUAACGCAUUAAACUCUCGUUUACAUUCGGUUUCAGUAACCAGAAGUUAAUUUCAUCAUGAAGUUCAUAAAAGGAAAGCGACCACAGAAUGGUCGAGAUCGUGGAGGGCGUACUAAAGCACUGCAAUCUGGUCCUCAUAAUCGUUUACGUUUAGCUGCAGCCAAUAAAGCUGCAAAAGUUAAACGAUUAAAAGCUGCCCAAAGACAGUCUAAUAAUGAUACAUUAAACAAAAGAAAAAUAUUGACAAAAAAUUCAAGAGUGGCCAUAAAUAAUGUGAUGGAUGCCCGUGUUAGACUUUUGCAAAAAGCUUUAGAAAAGCCUACUGUAAUAGUAGAUGCUAGACAAAAACUAACAAAACAGAAAGAUGCUCGUGAAAAAAUCCAAGAACGCCGAUUACAUUCAUCAUCUUAUGAUGGUACUCGUAGUAUGGGAACAUCAAGAGGACUUUCCAAUAACUUAGGUCGUGUAAAAAUUGACCGUCGUGGCAUUCUUACUGUUAAGUCUAUUUUGGAUGAAAGAGCUUCUUCACAUCAUUCAAGUGUUCGUGAUCGACGACCUACUGUAAAUCAAGGACGUUUUGAUGGUGUAGAGAAAAGACAUAGUAGUAAUACAUUCAAUUCUGAGUUGAACACAUUUAGAAGCGACAGACCGGUUGAAGAAAUAAGACCAAUGAGACGUGAUAUGAGAAUCUCAAGACGUCCAAUAUCAAAUGCUCAGUCUAUGAGACAACCUUUUGAGCGUUCUACUAGACCUUCAAGAAUAAAUGAAAAACCAUAUAGUAGGCCUAUGGCAAUGGAUUAUGAAGAUUCAAUGGAUUGGGAAGAAACCAAUAGAUACUCUCCGACCCCAGUAAUGAGACGGAAUAUAGGUGGAAAUGCAAUGUUCAAUCGUGAUGGAUAUGAAGAUGAUUUAUUAGACAGAAAUUCAAGGAAUCAUAGAGGGUUAAGUGAAACAUUACGUUCAAGAUUAGAUUCUCGUCAAACAGUUAUGGCUAAGCGUUCACGUCCCUCUGGUCAUAAAAUUGUUAUUUCUAAUUUAGAACCGUCUGUUACAUCUGAAGAUAUUAGAGAACUUUUUGCUGAUAUAGGUAAUUUAUUAGAGUCUAGAGUAGUUCGACCCGGUGUUGCAGAAGUAAUAUAUGAACGUCGUGCAGAUGCUAUUCAAGCAGUUGAUGUAUAUCACAACAGGCAGCUUGAUGGCAGGCCUAUGAAGUGUGAUAUGAACAAGUCGCAGAAUGCCUUCACGUGCUAUUGAUAUGUAUAAACCUUCAGCGUACGUCACAUACGAUAUAGAUGCUGUACAUACUGCAUUAUUUAAUAAGUAGUUUUAUAUCCCAAUUAAAAUA
This is a messenger RNA of Sipha flava (yellow sugarcane aphid), 1585 nucleotides long. RefSeq lists its product as uncharacterized. Gene Ontology annotation, molecular function: mRNA binding. The record is from RefSeq and is a predicted model, not a curated record. Gene Ontology annotation, cellular component: nucleus. Gene Ontology annotation, biological process: mRNA export from nucleus. The coding region runs from base 298 to 1494 and encodes 398 amino acids. The transcript has 8 exons. NCBI's taxonomy places the organism in Eukaryota, Metazoa, Arthropoda, Insecta, Hemiptera, Aphididae.